AGGCUCCGGAGAGCCGCGCGAACGUGAAAAUCUGCGCGUCGGACGGGAAACCGACCGUCGAGGCGGAGUUUCCGCGCGAGUUUCCCGACUUGGGAACUCUUUAAUUAAUUCAUGACGCGAUCGAUUGAUAACGGAGGGACGCAAAUUCGGGAAUUGGUUGGUUCGUUAGCGCGAAAUGCUGCCUCGACGUAAACGGCGCAUUUACGUGCGCGCAUUUCGUGCCUUUAAUGAGUUCUGAUUAAUUGCGUGGUGACGGAAUGUGAACAAUGCCGUGCAUGCGAAAUUUCGGUGCACGGAUUCCGAUGCAGACGAGGUGAACGACGACGGCGAGAGAGAGCGUUAAUUUUCUACGACGCGCAGAUUUCACAUUCGGCAUUCGUGUAAUUGUAACGCUUCGUGCUGUCGCUUUCAUUUUUCCCCGCUGAGAUUCACGAGCGAUUAAAUAUGGAGGUUAGAGGAUUGUCAUGAGUGCUUUCCCGUCGAGCGCAUCGGGCGCAGGCGCCGGGAACAGCUGUUCCCCGUUUCGAAAAUGAGCGCAAUUCGGGAUUGCGCAAUUUGAAGUAACAGAGACCUUUUUUUAAAAGCUAUACUUGAAAUCGAAUAAAUCCGAUGAAAGCUCAUCCAUUUAAUAAUGGUGAUUAUUAAUUGCAUAAUAAUAAUAAUGAAUAAUUAUUAACAAUAAUUGUGAUGAUAGCACUUCGUGAAUAUCGAGAUACGAUUUAACGAAUAAUUCUUACAAAACUUCACUGACCCGACGUAAAUCCAAAUUUACGGCAGUGAGCAUUUAGAGAAUGUUUAUAGCGUGCUGAGGUAAAUGUCGCUUGUGGAAAAUAUUUGCAUCAACAUUUUCUCGAUGCAUUGCAGGAGUUACUCCGCGGCAGACGAGAAAUGGCAUUGGCACUCACGUAACGGAGUCAUAUGCUUCGCGGCCGCGAUGGAGGACUACACGCCGAUCGACGAGGACUUCCCGGGCCGGCUGCUGCACCAGGCCGCGCUCUGGGACAACGCGGAGCUGCUGGAGGACCUGCUGCGCGGCGAGCACGCCCAGUACAUCAACAGCAAGGACUCGUGGGGCAGGACGCCGAUGCACGCGGCGGCGAUCACGGAGAGUUCCCGGUGCCUGGACGUCCUGCUGACCGCCGGCGCCGACCCGAAUGUCACCUGCGGCCCGCGGGGUCACCACCGCACGCCGUUGCACGUGUGCGCGGAACACGGCCACGCGAGCAACGUGGAGCGGCUCCUGGGCCACAACGCGGACAUGAUGAUCCGCGACGACGACGGCCUGCGGCCGCUCGACAUCGCCGAGCGCGGCAAGCACGACGCCUGCAUCCGCCUGCUGAAAGCCGCGGCGGAGAGGUACGAGCUCGCGAAGCAGGCGAUUCACGCGUCUCUGCGCGCGGCCUGCGUCCAAGGCGACACCGUCGCCGCCAGAAGCGUGAUCCAAGGGCUCUCGGGCGACCUGGAGUGCGUGGUGAACAUGGCGCCGAACGGCGUGAACACGCUGCUGUUCGUCGCGUGCGAGAGCGGGCACAGGGACAUCGUGCGGCUGCUGCUGGACUACGGCGCCGACUGCAGGUGCCACCCGGUCACCAAGUACUGCCCGCUCUACAUCGCGUGCUACCAUGGGAAGGUGGAGAUCGUCGAGCUGCUGCUGCGGCAUUUCCCGAAGCAGGCGCAGACGGUCACGGUGGAGCGCUGGUUGCCGAUCCACGCGGCCGCGAUAAACGGACAUCAUCUGGUGAUCGACGCGCUGCUCAAGUUCGAGUACCCGCAGCACGUCUACCAGCGGUACCGCGAUCCGUCCGGCGAGUUCGAAUACGACCUGCCGUUCGACGUAAACGCGCAGGACGUCACCGGCCAGCAUGCGCUCUACAUAUCUAGCAUGCUGGGCAACGCGCGGUGCGUCGAGCUGCUGCUCGGCUAUCGAGUGAAGGCGCGCACCACGAAGGAGGAGGACGCGGCCGGCGUGCAGCAGCUGCCGACGUCGAAGCGCAAGAUCUCCAGCGGCAUUCAGAGGCUCAUGUCGUCGCUGAACUUUCGCAGCAAGGCGCCCGCCGACAAGAAAGACGACAAGAUGAUCUAUCCGGUGAACCUGGACCUCUACUGCAACAGCGGUAGCGAGACGGCGUUGCACGCGGCCGUCAGAGGCAGGCACACCGACGUGGUGAACGCGCUGCUGCAGGCCGGCGCCAACCUCGACCUACCCGUCAAGGUGCCGUACGACCAGAGCGAUCCCGAAGGCAACUACUCGAGCGUGCUGACGAUCGCGUGCCAGAAUCGCGACGUGAAGAUCACGGAGCUGCUGCUGAAGCACGGCGCCGUGGACAACGAGUGCAAGGCGCUGAAGAUCGCCGCGCAGAAUCGCGACGAGGCGCUCACCGCGAAGCUGCUGUCGAUCAAGGCGCACCCGGACUCCGAGUACAAGAUCAACAAGAAGGCGAUGACCGAGUGCACGCAGAGCUCGCACUUCUCCGCCCUCUCGUCCUUCGGCCACGUUACUUACUCCGCGCUGUUCCCGAAGACGCCGACGAUGAUCAACUGGCACAAUCAGCAGUGCCAUUUGUCGCAGAUUCGGUUGCAGUGGCUGAUCGACGCGGUGCUGCACGUCAACCGGAAGCUGAGUCCGCGGAACAACGACCUGGUGCUGUACGCGAUCACGCGGAUCGACAUCUCGCACAACUCCAUCACCUCCGUGCCGUCCGCGAUGUUUUACCUGCAGAGCCUGCGUUACCUCAACAUGGCGCAGAAUAAAAUCGACACUCUCGUGGCCGACUCUAAGAAUCCGAAGGACAAGCUGUGCCCGGUCCUGGAGGAGAUGUAUCUGCAGGAUAAUCGGCUGGAGCAGCUGCCGGAGUUCAUCAUGAGCCUGCCGGCGCUGGAGAUCAUGGACGUGUCCAACAACAAGCUGCAAUGCCUGCCGCAGAACCUGUGGCGCGCGCCGAAGCUGAAGGAGCUGAACGCGUCGUUCAAUCUGCUACGCGACUUGCCCAGCCAAGCGUCGCAGAACGUGCUGAGGAAAUCCUCGCAGCGCAGCGAGGACGGCCAGCAGAACGCGGGCGUCAACUUUCGCGCGUUGGAUGCGCUGCUGCCGCGGAUAGAGUCCAUGGAGUUCGACUCGUUCACGAAGAUCGCAAACGCGCAAGUGAUCGAGAUGGAACGGCCGCACGUGUGGACCAGCUCGGUUCAAGUGUCGGAGAGAAUGAGCGACGACACGGAGAACGGCAACAAGUCGGUGCUGGCAUCGCUCAACCUGGCACACAAUCUCUUCAACAGCAUUCCCGUCGCCCUGCCGUGUCUCGCCGUGAGCUUGGUGCGAUUGAACAUGGCGUACAACUCGUUGCGCUCAAUGAGCCACAUCACGUCGUACCCGGCGAGCCUGAAGCAGCUGGACUUGUCAAACAAUCAGAUCUCGCGGUGGCCAAGUCUGCCGCAGGUCGACAGCUCCGACAGCAUGGAGCAGGCGAAUACAGCCUGCUACUGCCCCGCCGUGAACGCGCAGUCGCCCGGGAUCGUGCCCAGCAAUCGGCAGACGCCUACGUCGAUGCGCGACAUCGUGCUGCAAUCGGUGUGCGCGCACCGCCGUCAUCUGCGGCUCGAAAACCUGCGUACCUUGAUCCUGGCGAACAAUCUGCUGAAUCGUAUCCAGUUGACGUCGUGCGACGACGGCGAGAUGCCCUGCCCGGACGAGGAGAAGGAUACGGACAAGGAUCCAAAGUCCGGACCCUCCGGCACGAAAUCGUAUCUGCUGUUUCCUAAUGUCAGUAUGCUGGACAUCAGCAACAAUCAGCUGCGCGAGAUACCGCACAACAUCUACGAGCUAAGUAAUCUGUCGGUGCUGAACAUCAGUGGCAACAACGAGAUCGUCGAGCUGCCUCCGCAGAUGGGUCUGCUGGGCCGGCUGUGGAAUCUGAACACGCAAGGUUGCCGGCUGCAGGAGCCGCUCAAGUCGAUGAUCGAGUCGAAGAAGUACAAAACGAUGGAUGUGAUCGGCUACCUUAAAUCGAUUCUGGAGGACGCGAAGGCGUACGCGCGCAUGAAGUUGAUGAUCGUCGGCAUUCAGGGGAUCGGCAAGACGAGUCUGCUGGAGCAACUGCGGCAGGAAGGUGAGGUGCCGAAUAAGAAGAAGGCGUCUGAGCACUGGGCCAAGCGAAUGGGCAACAAGAACAUCAACGCGAAGACCGCCAAGGGUACGACAAUCUCAACGGUGGGUGUGGACAUCGGCGAUUGGAUCUACGAGAAGAAGAUGCGCGGGCAAUCGUCCCACGGGCCGGUCUACUUCAGGACCUGGGACUUUGGCGGGCAGCGCGAGUAUUACGCGACGCAUCAGUACUUUCUGUCGAAGCGUAGCUUGUACCUGGUCGUGUGGCGGAUCACCGAUGGCUUCAAGGGUGUCUCUGAAAUCUUUCAGUGGCUGGUAAAUAUCCAAAGCAGAGCACCUAAUUCGCCGGUGAUCAUCAUCGGUACUCACUACGAUGUCUCGUACGAGCACAGCGAGAGUCUGCAGCAGUACAUCCGCGAUAAGUUCAUCAACGUAGUCGACGCCGAGAAAUGUGGCCUGCCUAAAGUCAUGGAGACCAUCGAGGUAAGUUGCAAGACGCGACAUAACAUCAAGAUGCUCUGCAAUCUCAUCUACGACGUUGUCUUCAGCCUGAGAUCGCCCGGCAGCAAGGAACUGCUGUUGGAGCAGAAGGUACCGGCGAGUUAUCUAGCAUUGGAGGAUGUAGUGAUCCAGUUGGCGCACGAUAGAAAACUGUCCGGGCUGGAUCCGGUGCUGAAGGCCGAUCAGUAUUACGCUGCGGUCAACAACGAGCUGCAAAAGCUGCACAGGUCCUUCAGAGAUCCCGCCGAGUUGCAUCAAGCGACCUUGUUUCUCCAUGAAAAUGGUAUAAUUUUGCACUACGACGAUGCCACGCUGAAGGAUCUUUAUUUCUUGGACCCGCAGUGGCUCUGCGACAUGCUGGCCCACGUGGUUACUAUACGAGAGAUCAAUCCGUUUGCCAGAUCUGGUAUAAUGAAGCUGGACGACAUUCAGCAUGUCUUCAAGUCGUCCACGAUAUCGUCAAUCGACACGCAGGGCUACAUUGUCAGCUUGCUCAACAAGUUCGAGGUCGCCUUGACGUGGGAUUGUCGCACGUUGCUGAUACCGUCCCUUCUGCCGACCGAGGAAGACAUCCUACGCAACAAUCAGAUCAUCAAGGUGCCGGUGAAGACGCGCGGCUGGCAUGUGCGCGCCAAGAAGAUUACGUCGCCCAUGUUCGCGUGCCUGGGCGCGCCCGGUGAUAGCAAGAACAACGCCGAAUGUGUGCUGACGUCGCGCUCGCAACCCGACUGUUCCGUCACCAGGUUGCUGCUCAUGUCGUACUUCCCCAGCGGCUUCUGGUCUCGCUUGAUCACACGGAUCCUGGCGGACGAUGCGAUCGUUGACAUUGUCAUGUCGUUCCUCGCGCCGUUCAAGGAUUUCGUCGACGACAAUAUCUUUGCCAGUCUGCUGGACAUACAGGCUGAGUGGGUGCUCUGGCAAACGGGAAUUGAGCUGCGGUACUCGGGCAUCACGCUGCUUCGCUUGAAGGAGGUCUACUACAAUCUGAAGAACUCGCCGUACGACUACAGGCAAUUCAAAUUCAAGCUCAAGCAGGACGGUAUCUGGUGCACGGUCGACUUGAAGAAUUCGGCCAUCCUUGAGCUCUGGUUUCCGGUGGACACCCUUGUGAUCAAGCAACCCAUCAUGUCCGAUUCCGUAGACGAAGAACCGAUGGGCUACCAGGCGAUUGUAGUGGAGCCGCGACCGGAGAGCAUGCCGCAGCUAAUGGCGCUGAUCGUCGAUCACAUCGAUAUCUUGCUGGAAGACUGGUACCCGACACUUGGCACGCGCUUUGUCCACACGUCGGAGGGUAAAUUGCUGGUCACGCGGCUGAUACCAUGUCCGCGUUGCUUGCUUGGCAAUACUGAGGGCGGCGACGGCGAGUCGAGCGACAAUGACGGCCGGUUGAUCGAGGACAUUCAGAAAUAUUGCGCUGCCGGUCGCACCGAGCGGCAGAGCCAGGAUAGCUACAAAUCUGACGGUGACAGCGGCGUCGGCUACGACAGUCUGACGUCCAGCAGGAUGCCCUCGCUCGAGGGACAUCCGGACGUAUCGCGGCAGAACUCGCAGCAUCCCGAGGGCACUCUCGCCUAUUCGUGGAUGGUAGAGGAGUGCAUACUGGCGGCGUACAGCAAUAAACCCAUCAGCUGUCCGAAACACUCUGAGAUUCCGUUGUCGCACGUCGCGCCAGACAUCAUCUUCAUGGAUCUUGGCGCGAAGCAUCUCAUCAAAUCGGACGAUCUGAAGAGGGGCAAGCUACUGGGCCGCGGUGCCUUCGGCUUCGUCUUCCGCGGCAGCUGCCGGCUGCCGGGAACGUACACGCGUGCGGACGUCGCCAUCAAGAUGCUGCAGCCAGUCUCGCCGGGCCCGAACUCAACGCAGUCGGCGAUAUUGGCGUACAAGGCGUCGCAGAGCAAGUGGGACCGUGACCCGCUGCAGUAUGCCUGCAAGGCCUACUGCAUGGCGCGUCAGGAGCUUAACAUCCUGCUGACGCUCAGGCACGCUAAUAUCGUACCACUGAUCGGCAUAGUCGUCAGUCCGCUUGCGCUGGUGCUGGACCUGGCACCUCAGGGCGCGCUAGAUAGCGUCCUGAAGAAUUACCGUCGCUCCGGUGCCAAGCUCGACCCUUGCACGCUGCAGGCGUUAAUUUUGCAGGUCGCCAAGGCUGUGGAAUACCUGCAUCAGCAGCACGUCAUCUAUCGCGACCUGAAGUCGGAGAACGUCUUGGUGUGGCAGAUGCCCUUGCCGUUUCAGGAGUGCCUGGAGCCGGUACACGUGAGGGUCGCUGAUUACGGCAUCUCGCGACUAACGCUACCCACGGGGGCGAAGGGUUUCGGCGGCACAGAGGGCUUCAUGGCGCCGGAAAUCAUCAGGUACAACGGCGAGGAGGAGUACACGGAGAAGGUGGACUCGUUCUCGUUCGGUAUGUUCAUCUACGAGCUGAUCACGCUGCGCCAACCGUUCGAGGGCCACGAGGCGGUGAAAGAAUGCAUCCUGGAGGGCGGCAGGCCACCACUCGUGUACCGUGAGACUCUUCAUCCUUGCUACGCGCUCGAUCUGAUGGUGAUAUGCUGGGCGCAAAACCCGAAGGACCGGCCGACCGCCAGCCAGAUCGUUUCGAUCGCUUCAGCGCCCGAGUUCACGCACCUGAUAGACGUCACCCUGCUGACGGAACGCACGCAGGUCACGGCGGUGACUAUCACGAACCGGAACGGCAACAGCAGCAGCAGCAGCAGUCAGAACGACGAGAACCUGAACAGCGAUGAGAUCUGGUUCGGCCACAACAAUGGCGAGGUGGACAUGCUGCUAGGCACGCCGAAGGGCUGGCUGCGCCACGUGCGUAUCGAGACCCCCGUGAUACCGUACGCGAUGUGCGGCGUGGACGGUUACAUCUGGAUCGGCGACAACGCCGGCCAGGUGCACGUCUACCUGUGCGGCAACUUCGGCUGCGUGGCUAGCUACAACCUAGAGGCAGAUCACACGAGGGAGUCCAAGGUGGUCGGGCUGAUUCACCUGGAGCAGCUGCGCCAGUUUGCCGUCGCGCUGCACAGCGGCCGGAUUUUCCUGCUGUCCAGCUCGUUCACGCAGAUGAAGAAGACCGAGAUUACCGGUAGCGCGGACGCAGCUCGCCACGCCGACGUGAAGACCUACUCGCUGGCGGCGAUCUGCCGGAGGAAGCGCGUGCUGGAGCUCUGGGCCGGUCAGAGCUUCGGCCGGAUCAGCGUGUACAUACUGAAGGAUGGCAACCUGACCGACACGGUGCAGCUGUCGCAUUGCGGCGCGAACGACGCCGCAGUCGCGCGGAACCUGUUCGCCACGUACCUGACCGGCGCGUCCGACAGCUUCGUUUUCUCGUACACGUACCCGGGCUGCGUGGUGUACCAGUGGGACGUGGACAGCCGGCAGAUCGUCAACAAGCUCGACAUGUCGAAGCUGGUGCCGUGCUCGGAGAGCCUCAAGUCCAUCGCUAUCGAGGAGAACCUGUCGACGGAGAAGUGCCAGGUGACUGUGCUGGAGGCCAGCGCCAGCCAGCUGUACAUCGGCACCACCUGGGGCUGCAUCGUCAUUGCCGAAUGCGGCACCCUGCGUCCCGUCACCGUGUUCCGGCCGUUCGAGGGCAAGGUCUGCCAGAUCGUGCCGCUCAGAUCGCUCGACAAGAAGAAGGCGAUGCUGGCGACCGUCGGCCAGGGCUACCGCAGCCUGAUCUCACGCUACACCGACUUCCCGCUGAAGACCCUGGAGAGCGAGGAGCUUCGCCAUGGCAUGUACACUCUCCUGUGGCGAUCGGAGAACUGGUCAGCAGCUUGAUCACCUCGGAGACCGUAAGGGAUUCGACGUUCUCGCUUGCACGUUUCUUUUUUAAUCUUUUGACUCCGUGUCUCGUCUGUGGACAAUAAUCAAUAAUUGUAUGAAGUAAUCGAUUGUCUAUGAAGUGACAAUGAUUUUUGACGACACAUUUUUAACGCUGAAUGUGCGGCGAGAGAGUGGACUUUCUCUAGUCCGACUAUUCUGCAACGGAUACCGACGAAAGGAAGUUUCCGCUGUGAUCGAAUCAGGAAGAUUGCUUUCCUCCGGAGCAGCGCAGUAUUUCGGUGGCGGUGCGAAGUUCGAUUGAGUGAAGUGAGUGCUCUCGUGAAUCUUAUACGUCCAAUAUUACAAGAUAAGGAUUGUUCGCUGUGAAUGGGCGUGCUUGAAAAGACCAUUCUCGUGAAAUCGGAUAAUAAUUUUCUGCAAGUUGAUCGGCAUGAUCCGCGUGAUCUCUUUUGAGGCACGCUCAUGCAGCGAACGCUCUGUAGGUAUUAUUCUAGACUGUAAGUCCUUAGUUCGUCCAGGUCGCAGGAAGUAAUGGUCCAGCAUAAGAGAAGCAUUCUUAUUUUGUAUAAAACACUAAAUCCUAAGUGAAUAUCUAGCGGUAAAAUACUGAAGUACGCGCUUGAAGUAAGCAUGAAUCCUUAACUGAGAUAUUAACAGAGCUGUUCUAGAUACUAAGAAGAUACUUCAGCACUAUCAAUUAAAUAAUUUUCGUAACGUUGUUAAUAAUAUUAAGCUCCGGCCGAGUUUCACCGAUGAAACUCGAGACGCGAUUUCGAGACGAUAGAUUUUUAUGAUCCCGUUCGUAUCUUGCCCUUCGAUGCACCUGCAUCGUCACGUCCAAAGUAACAAUUUUCUCAAUUAAAUAAAACCGAAGGUUGUGGGACAUGCUGCUUUAUUAUAUAAUCAGCAUUACAAAUUAACAGUAGACAGGAAACACACAAGAGGUCAUUUGCAUCCCUUUGCUCAACCGGUUCAAUUAAAUUCUCCGAUUUUUAAUUAAUUUUACAGAGCGAUCGGUGUAUCCCAAACGAUUUUAAUGUGAUAUUGUAUACUCAGCGGAGGAAAGCACGCACGAGACAUUAUCGAUAACAAAGCUAUUAUGUUACAUCACUUUUUAAUUACAACGCUCUCUAAUUAUGUUAUGCGAGAAGCCCUUUGGAAGACUUGCUAGGAUUCUUAUCUCGUUUAAAUAAUUAGCUAAUCUUAUCCUAUUUAAAUAAUUAUCUUGUUUAAAUAAUUAGCUUUAAUUAUUUGCCCUUCUCUACGUAAGCACGCACUCGAGGAUAAGUUCUCUCUAUUAGAGCCAGUAAUAAUAAUUAAAAAAGAAAGAGAAGGAGAGAGAGAGGAAGAGAAGAGAGACGAACGAUGUAGUACGCGCGUUGCAUAAUAUAUUACAUAUUCAGGAUGAGACUAGAGUAGAGAUUAAAGUAGGGCUGAAUGCUAAGCGUUCUUACUCUGUAAAAAGUAUACAACGUUUUAUAGGAAAGCCGUUUGAUAUGCAAAUGAAUAAGUAAAUUUUUCACGAUCAAAGAAACGGAGGGGAAAAAACUCCUCGACUUUUGUAGUAAUUAAAGAAAUAUUUCGUGCCAGUCUCAUUCGGGAAAUCUGAUAUUUAUGCGAUGACACAAGUAAGCGAGCUUGAUGUCCGAUCUCAUUGACCUUUUGCAUUUUGGCAAACGCUAAAUUGAUCGUCUAAAAUAUAAAUGAUACAAAAGAAAAAUGAGGAACGUUUGUUUUAAGAGCGGAAUGAACGAUUCUUGAAUUCUUGAAGAAAUCUUCACGAGUCACAAGUCUCUUUAAUGUCGCACGUUUACCAUCAUUCCCGAUCCGACGCGUUCGGUAUAUAAGUACAUGUUUUCAUUUAUACACACUGCAUUUUGCACGUAUUUUUAAUUAACUUGUACCUGCAGGCGUGGAGCGAGCCACGGUGAUAUAAAACGCAGCUUAUAUACGUAUAUGUAUAUAUAUAUUUUUUUUCUUUUCUAACGUGAUUAUUUUUGACGAAUUAGGCAUUGCACGUCACUCGUGUGAAGCUCUACCGAAAUGAUUAUUAAUUAUUAUUAUCGCAUGCCUCGGCAUGUACAGCGAGAUUAAUAUCGUAAGAGAAUUCCUGAUCAUUGUGAUUAUACAAAUUUUACUGUUGAUCUCUCCACUUUAGAAUAUGAAUUGUAAAUUCGCAUUUUCUUGCUCGUCACGAAGAUUAUCACUUACGUAAGUUUAUUCUCAUGAUAUUUAGUCUCAUCAUACUCAUCAGCGUAAGUUGUAACGGGGACUCAUUGUUAUUUAAUGUAUUGACUGUCACAAAAUAUAAACUGUUGUUGAACAAGA
Ooceraea biroi (clonal raider ant) is the source of this 10723-nucleotide messenger RNA. It is a transcript of the gene Lrrk, whose product is annotated as Leucine-rich repeat kinase. Gene Ontology annotation, biological process: protein phosphorylation. The record is from RefSeq and is a predicted model, not a curated record. Gene Ontology annotation, molecular function: protein binding; protein kinase activity; ATP binding. Lineage: Eukaryota; Metazoa; Arthropoda; Insecta; Hymenoptera; Formicidae.